AUGGUUUGGACAAUUAAUGGGUGGGCAGAUCUUGACGCGGAAGAAGAGAUUAGUGACGGGAAAUGGGAAAGCCCGGAGCCCACUUGGUCAAUCAGCUGUGAUCGGUCCCAUUUUGAGUAUGAUCUUUGCUACAUCAACCGUCCAUUUGCCUAUGAUCCAAAGGCCUCGAUGUUGUCUUCUGUGGACCCCACCAACUCGACCCCACCAUUGGCGGAAAGGAUCUUACCGUACCCCCGCAAAUGGCAGCACAACGCCAUGGAAUAUGUCAGAGAGAUCAAGCUCACCACAAAGCCGCUCGGCUCUCCCUGCGCUGUCACGCACGCUGCGCCAGCCCUCAUCUUCAGCGCGGGCGGCUUCACCUCCAACAUUUUCCAUGAUUUCAACGAAGGCUUCAUUCCUCUAUACGUCACCGUUCACGAGUUCUUCGCCGGCCGAGACGUCAUUUUGGCGAUCGUGAAUUGCAGCGGCUGGUGGCUAGACAAGUACGCCGACCUAAUCCCGCGCUUCUCGCGCCACCCUAUCAUCAACCUGGAUCGCGAGACCGCCGUCCAUUGCUUCCCGAAGGCGAUCGUCGGGCUCAUGUCGCACGGCCCGAUGACGGUGGAUCCGACACUGCAGCGCCGGCCCGACCAGAAGACGGUCCGCGAUUUCCACGCCCUGCUGGAGAGCACCUACGGCCAACGGCAACGGCGCAGCCGCCCCCCGCCGGCGCCUAAUUCGAGGCCGCAGCUCGUGCUGAUGAGCCGAACAACGCACCGCGUGUUGCUGAACCAAGACGAGUUCCUCCAAGCCGCGAAGGAGGUAGGCUUCGACGCGGUGGCGUUCGAGCCGGCGCGCGACACGCCGAUGCGAGAGAUCUUCAGGAUUCUCCACGGCAGCCACGCGAUGGUCGGCGUUCACGGAGCGGGACUGACGAACGAGCUGUUCCUCCGGCGAGGGGCGGUCUUCGUGCAGAUCGUGCCGAUAAGGAACAGCUGGCUGGGGGACAUAUGCUACGGGAAGCUGGCGGUGCGGUUAGGGCUAGAGUACAUGGCGUACGACAUCGGGGUGGAGGAGAGCAGCCUGUACGGGCAGCAUCCGAGGGAGAUGCUGGACCCGAACGAUCAAGGAGGGAUGCUAAUGAGCAACUGGUCGCACUGGGAUAUGUACAUGAAUCAGAACGUGAGCCUGGAUUUGGGCAGGUUUAGAAGGUACCUGGAGAGGGCUUACGAGAAGGCGAAGCUCUUCAUGCUGAAGGCAAGCCAUCGCCAUCGCUAG
Messenger RNA from Diospyros lotus (date-plum), 1257 nucleotides. Its product is annotated as xylan glycosyltransferase MUCI21-like. Gene Ontology annotation, molecular function: glycosyltransferase activity. Bases 1 to 1257 code for a protein of 418 amino acids. The transcript has a single exon. The record is from RefSeq and is a predicted model, not a curated record. Lineage: Eukaryota; Viridiplantae; Streptophyta; Magnoliopsida; Ericales; Ebenaceae.